Messenger RNA from Aspergillus novofumigatus IBT 16806, 1861 nucleotides. RefSeq names its product putative amino acid transporter. Gene Ontology annotation, molecular function: amino acid transmembrane transporter activity. Gene Ontology annotation, cellular component: vacuolar membrane. The record is from RefSeq and is a predicted model, not a curated record. Bases 274 to 1656 code for a protein of 460 amino acids. The transcript is spliced from 3 exons. Gene Ontology annotation, biological process: amino acid transmembrane transport. NCBI's taxonomy places the organism in Eukaryota, Fungi, Ascomycota, Eurotiomycetes, Eurotiales, Aspergillaceae.
GUAAUCCCAUAGUAGUCCAAUCAUGCCACUGUAUUUAUUCUAAUCGGCCUCUUUUCCCUACUUCUCCCACCCCCGUUCUCUGCCUCACUUUCCACUCCACACCCAUUCCCGCCCCUUUGGCCAGUUUAUAAAGCAGACCACUUGCUUGUUCACUUUUCUCUCCCUCUGCUCUUCACUCUCACGACUCGAGGAAGACGGUUCGAUCUCGGGGCUCAGUCCACCUUUCUUCUCCCUUUCUCUCCCACCGUCUGCAACCCGCUCUCCUUUUCCAACAUGGGGUCCUCAGCCGACAUUUCCGACUACUCUGAUACCGGCAAGGCCGUGGGAGCCGACAAUGAGAAGGGCGAGAAAUUCCUCGCUCCUCCCCAGUACGAUGGAGACAUGAUCGGGGAGAUGAGCGAGGCAGAGAGACACAUCUAUGAGGACGGCGUGAAGAAAUUCAGCCGCCUCGGAUGGAAGCGUCUCACCGUCGUGCUCAUCGUGGAGGCCAUUGCGCUUGGUAGUCUGUCGAUCCCCUCCUCGUUCGCUACGCUGGGUAUGGUGGCUGGUGUCAUCUGCUGUGUUGUUCUUGGAUUCAUCGCCAUCUACACCAGUUAUGUCGUCGGUCAGGUCAAGCUCAAGUUCCCUCAAGUCGCCCACUAUCCCGAUGCUGGACGGCUCAUGUUCGGCCGCUUUGGCUACGAACUGAUCAAUGUCAUGCUCAUCCUCCAACUCACCUUCCUGACCGGCUCACACUGUCUGACCGGCACCAUUGCUUUUACCAACAUCACCGAGAGUUCCAUCUGCUCCGUCGUGUUCGGCGUUGUUUUUGCCGAAAUGGCUAUUCUGGGCUACGUCGACUUCGUGUCGAUUAUUGCCGCCAUUGGUAUCACCAUCAUCGGCACUGGCAUCAAGAGCGGCAAUGCCCCGGGUGGUCUGUCCGGUGUGGAGUGGUCAGCCUGGCCCAAGGAAGGGACCACCUUCACUGAUGCCUUCAUCGCCAUCACCAACAUCGUUUUCGCCUACAGUUUCGCCAUGUGCCAGUUUUCCUUUAUGGAUGAGAUGCACACCCCCAGGGACUUUGUCAAGUCGAUCUGGGCGCUGGGUCUGGUGGAAAUUUUCAUCUACACUCUCACUGGUGCGCUGAUCUACGCCUUUGUUGGCAUGGACGUGCAGAGCCCUGCGCUGCUGUCUGCCGGACACACUCUCAGCCGUGUGGCCUUCGGUAUCGCCCUGCCUGUCAUCUUCAUCAGUGGCUCCAUCAACACCGUCGUCUGUGGCCGUCUGAUCCACGGACGCAUCUUCAAGAACUCCCACAUCCGCUUCAUCAACACCCCGACUGGCUGGGCCACCUGGCUCGGUCUGAUCACCGUCAUCACCGUCGUCGCAUUCAUCAUCGCUGAGGUGAUUCCUUUCUUCUCCGACCUGCUGUCCAUCUCCUCUGCCCUCUUCAUCUCUGGCUUCACCUUCUACUUCCCUGCUCUGAUGUGGUUCCUCCUCAUCCGCGAGGGCAAGUGGAAUGAGCCUAAGAACUUGGCCCUCGGUGCCUUGAACGUCCUUGUCUUGAUUAUUGGUCUCGUCACCCUGGUCGGUGGUACCUACUCCAGUAUCGAUGACAUUAUCAUCAACUACAGGGAGGGCAAGGUUAGAGGUGUUUUCACCUGCCACAUGGUCUAAACUUCGAAUCACCAACAGCUACGGCUGAUCUGCGCUGGUUGUAUCAUAUUUGAACGGCAACGGCUCAAUUCGCCGAUAUACCACAUUUCUCUUCCCAGUUUAUGAUUAGACGAGCCACCGGCUGGCUCAACAUAGAUGAUGUGCAUGUACAUACUGCGUUUAUUUCGAUAUCUGAGCAAGCGAAUCAUGAAUUUAUUCCUCUACA